AUGUAGCAAUUUGACAUAAGAAUAUUUCCCCAGCCAACUUUUGUCAGUACAUUCAGGUGGCUUUACAUGAAUUUGCCCAAUUUAUCCCCAAGAAACAAGAACCAAAAACAACAGCCCAAAGAAUGGAUGGAAAUCUCUUCUGAUGUGGUAGAUUCUGAUUCCUACCAUGAAGUAGAUUCAGGAAGGCACUUAAGUUUUUGGGUGAAAGCAAAAACUGUUCCUGUGAGCCAAACAUGGGAGUCCUGAGGCAGUUCUGUUAUGGCACCUCCACACAUGGCCCUGAAGUGGGCCUAAAUAAGACUUGUGAAGUUAAUGAUUAACCCAGAAUUUGUCUCAACUUCUUAUUCCACAGGGCUGCAAGCUGCUCACCUGCAGAGGUGACUACAGAAAGCAGCAUGUCCCCUUUGCUCCUCCAGGCUGGACUGGUGGUUCUGAGUCUAGUGACUUCCACUGGAAGUCAGAAGGCAGACUCCCUAAGCAGCUCUGGGGACCAACCACUCUUCCAUGGAGCUGAUCGCCAUGACUUUGCCAUCAUGAUCCCUCCAGGAGGCUCGGAAUGCUUCUGGCAAUUUGCCCACCAGACUGGAUAUUUCUAUUUCAGUUAUGAGGUUCAGCGGAUACUUGGGAUGUCACAUGAUGGGCAUGUUUCUGCCACCGCACAUACCCCACGGGGAUUCCUCAUAGACACCUCCCAGGAUGUUCGGGGCCAGAUUAACUUUGCUACCCAAGAAACAGGUUUCUAUCAGCUUUGUCUUAAAAAUGACCAAAAUCACUUUGGUUCUGUGCAAGUGUACCUCAACUUUGGCAUCUUCUAUGAGGGACUGGAGAUGGACCACAAACAGAGUCAAAGAAAACAACUUAAUGAUACUCUGGAUGCAAUUGAGGAUAGUUCACAAAGGGUGCAGAACAAUGUCUUUCACAUGUGGCGAUUCUACAACUUUGCCAGGAUGAGGCAAACGGCUGACCUUUUCCUUCUCCAAUCAAACCAUGCCUAUGUGAACUGGUGGUCAGCAGCCCAGAGCCUUGCUAUUAUUAUUUCUGGGAUCCUGCAGCUGUAUUUCUUGAAGCGUCUCUUCAGUGGUCCAACAACUACUGACACAAAGAAGCCAAGAUGCUAAGCAGACUACAGCAUUCUGGCUUUUCUUCUGGAGCAGCAGUUUUGUCAAAGCUUCAGUCAAAUCAAUUUUGAAAAGUUACUGAAAAAAAAUCAAUUGAAUGCUUUUGUCUAUUGCACUCAUCAAUAAAGGCAAAAUGGCAAUAAAAUACUAGAAAUGCAAAAGUUCUGAGGCUGGCUAUUUCUAAAAUGUAUAAAUGCUAAGCUCAAAAUACUGUUCCUCAUCCAGCAGUCCCUUAGCAUUCACUGACUCUUUUUAGAUAUUAACAGAAAGCUGCUGAAGGGGGGGAGAAAGUCAAAAAGGAUUUGACAAAAUCAGGUUUGUUUACAUAAAAUAACAAAGUUGCUAGCGUACCUUUUUAUAGUUGAAAAUAUUUUAAGAGAUGUCACCUUUGG
Messenger RNA from Castor canadensis (American beaver), 1510 nucleotides. RefSeq names its product transmembrane p24 trafficking protein 6 (gene Tmed6). Lineage: Eukaryota; Metazoa; Chordata; Mammalia; Rodentia; Castoridae. The record is from RefSeq and is a predicted model, not a curated record.